CAUUGUUUAGGCUUGACUUAGUGCUUUCUUCUCAUAUAUAUAUCACUAACAUAGAUGUAAAUGAACAUACAAUUUUCUCAACACCAUACACAAUUCUCUUUCUCUGUUUUCUUUACAUAGUAUCGGAGCUUAGGCUUUCACCCUUCCUGUAAAACAACAUCAACUGCAAAUCAUUAUUCCACCUUGCCUCCGCACUCAUGGCAAAGACCGACAACAAUGACCCAGAAAAAUCUGAGAUAACCAAGAUGCAAAACCAUUGGCACGAUGAUCCAAGUGAUCCUCUCUAUCUUCACCACUCGGACCAACCUGGUCUUAUCCUGGUGACCCAAUCGCUGAAUCAAGAGAACUAUCCUCUUUGGAGUCAUGCCAUGCUCAUGGCCCUUAUUGCCAAGAACAAAGACGGUUUCAUCGAUGGAACCGUGACCAAACCUGUCACAGGAUCCACGGCAGAGGUAAAGCAAUGGACUCGUUGUGAUCUUCUUGUCAAAGGAUGGAUCCUCAACACAGUAACCCCUGCAAUCGGACAAAGCGUCAUGUACAAUGAUAGUGCUCUUGCCGUCUGGAAUGAACUAAAGGAACUACUCUCUACCACCAACAGUGUGUACCUUUUUCACAUUGAGCAGGAAAUCCAUGAUUGCUUGCAAGGCAACAUGACCAUUGGUGAAUACUACACCAAGCUCAAAAGUCUCUGGGACAAACGAGAUGCACUUUGUCCUCUACCACCUUGUAGUGGGGAUAUUGCCAAGACUCUACAUCAAUACCAACAGACACAACGUACCAUCAAGUUCCUUAUGGGACUCAAUGAGGUUUAUGCAGCAGCACGUGGUCAAAUUCUUCUCAUGGAUCCACUACCUCCUGCUAACAAAGUGUUCUCUCUUGUCAAUCAAGACGAAAAACAACGAGUCAUCUCCUCACAAGGUCUGGGUAAAGCACCAGAGGCAGCAGCUUUCACCGCUAGAGAAAGGUUCAAUCAUACAGGGAAAGCUCCUUUGUCCCACCUCUCCACUAUCCGUUGCCAUCGUUGCCACCUUACUGGUCACUCCACUGAAAACUGUCGGGCACACUUAAAAUGUGACUACUGCGGACACAAAGGUCACACAAUCGAUAUUUGCCGCAAGCUUAAGAGGGCCAACUCUCACGGUGAUAAGAGUAAUCAUUUGAACACAAACUCUCAUUCUCGUUCAAAGGCUUAUCAUGUAAGUUUUCAACCAGACAAUACUGAUAGCACACCACCUUCCUACAACCUCACGGCAGAUCAAUAUCAUGAUCUCCUUGCUCUUAUUGAUCAAAACAAAGUAGGAAACAUGGCUAGUCAAGUGAAUGCGGCAACUACAAUGAGCAACGUUUCAGGACCAACGAUCGGGGGAGAUGAUUGGGAUGGGAACUGAGCGCAAUGGGCUUUAUUACUUGGACGUUGCGAGGAUAUCUGGGUGUUAUUCCGCCUCAACAAUUACACCUUCCAACUCAUCCCAUUUAUGGCACCAACGUUUAGGUCAUUUAUCUAACAAAAGCCUACGGGCCAUAUCUUUGUCUACCAAAAAUAUCCAUUUUUGUUCAGUUGAUGAUUGUGCCAUUUGUCCUCUUGCCAAACAAACUCGUAACUCUUUUCCAUUGAGUUCUAUUACUACGAAAGUUCCAUUUGAAUUAAUUCAUGUUGACAUUUGGGGAGGAUACCAUAUCCAAUCACUCAAUGGGGCAAAAUACUUUCUUACAAUUGUUGAUGAUUUUUCUCGUUGUACUUGGAUUUAUCUAUUACAUAGCAAAUCCGAUGCACGUGGAUCUCUUCUUUCCUUCAUAAACUAUGUUGAAACACAGUUUUCUACUCGCGUCAAAGUCAUUAGGAGUGACAAUGGUCCUGAAUUCUCC
Molecule: messenger RNA, 1866 nt
Organism: Tripterygium wilfordii
Lineage: Eukaryota; Viridiplantae; Streptophyta; Magnoliopsida; Celastrales; Celastraceae
Exons: 2
Coding region: 198-1388 (396 amino acids)
Molecular function (GO): zinc ion binding; nucleic acid binding
Source: RefSeq, a predicted model, not a curated record